Molecule: messenger RNA, 1297 nt
Organism: Paramecium sonneborni
Lineage: Eukaryota; Ciliophora; Oligohymenophorea; Peniculida; Parameciidae
Source: the annotation of a GenBank genome assembly
AUGGAUCAAGUCCAAUCUUUUGAACCAGAUAAUUAAGCUUCUGCUUAAUAAGAUCAUUGUGAUAAAUGUGACAACAAUGAAAUUUAAAAAAAUGGUAGUCAAACAAGAAGAGCAUGGUCCUUAAAAGAAGACAAUUAACUUAAAUAAGCCAUAAAAAUACAUGGUACCAAUUGGCUAUUAGUGGCUUAAGCAUUACAAAACCGCAACCCUUCUUAAUGUGCUUAGAGAUGGAAAAGAAUAAAACCUUAUAAUGUACUAAUUAAGUGUAUAUUCUAAGUAUAAUAUUCGUAAACCAUGGACAAAUAAGGAAGAUUAGCUACUCUUGAGAUUAGUACAAGUACAUAAGAAAAAUUGGGUAUAAAUAGCCAAAUGUAUACCUAAUCGUACUAGUAAGUAAGUCAGAGAAAGAUUUGUAAAUAAAUUGAAUCCAGACAUUAAUUAAGAACCUUUUACAAAAGAGGAAGAUAUGAUAAUAGUAGAUGGGUAUAAGAAUUUUGGAUCUAAAUGGUGUAAAAUAUCUAAAUUACUUCAAGGAAGGCCUGUAUUAAUUAAUUAUUAUUCUAAGGAAAACAUAAUAAAAAAUAGAUAUUAUUCUUAUAUUCGUAAGCGUUAUUUUAAUAUUGAAAAUCCUUACUAUGUAGUUCCAUAACCAAAUUAUGAGUUAUAAUAAUCAAUUUAAAUGGAGAACAUAAACAAUAAAUAAAAGAGAUCAGCAAAAAGAACUAUAGAAAGACUCAAUAUUAGAAGAAAACUUACAGUAUUAUUACAAUUUAUUUAAGAACUAGUCUAAUACCGAAGAAAAAAAUGAAAAAAGGAGGAAAAAAUAGGAUAAAAAUAAAGUGAAAUAAUUGAAAGAAAAAGUUAAAUUACAAAUGGUUGCACUUGAUGAAAAUGAUUAAUUAAAUAGUAAAGAGGAUUUUAGUAAAAUUCAUUAAAUAUAAUAGAUAAAUUAUAAGAUUAAAAUUAGAUACAAGAUUAGUAAAUCGAAUAAAUAAUAAAAGAAGAGCUCUCGAAUAAUUAAAGUUAAGUUAAAUAAGAAGCUGAAUAAGAUUAGAUUGAAAAGUUGGAAUAAUUACAAGAAAGCUUAAACAUUUCACAAGGUUGCUUUGGACCAUUUCCUUUAAUUUACAAUACCGUUUAGCCAUAUAAGAUGAUGUAUUUUUUUCCUCAAUAGUUACCUAUGUAAUUCAUUCCCUAAUAUUACAUAAAUACUCCAUUUAUGUAAUAUGGGGUAUAAAGCUAGGAUACUUUGCUUUCUAGAUCUUAAGAUAUACAAUAAAAAAGUUAACAGUUAUGA